Messenger RNA from Mycena indigotica, 1824 nucleotides. RefSeq names its product F-box domain-containing protein. The record is from RefSeq and is a predicted model, not a curated record. The transcript is spliced from 4 exons. NCBI's taxonomy places the organism in Eukaryota, Fungi, Basidiomycota, Agaricomycetes, Agaricales, Mycenaceae. Bases 1 to 1824 code for a protein of 607 amino acids.
AUGGAUACUGCCACCCUUGUGUUGACUAUACGUCGGUUAAAGUUCUUAAACAGGUCCGCCUCUGAAUCAGGGGCAUCGACACCGUCCAUCGUAUUUCAGCAACGCUUACCACAGUCUAUCACCUGGCUACAGCUUUGCAUGGGCGGGUUCCUAUUUGUGACUUGCUCUGACAAUCAUUCAAGCAAGAUCAUUUGUUGGGACUUAUUGUCGAGUCCUGGGCCACCUCGGGCGCUUGCAGAAGGAUAUCUGCCGGGGUGUGUCAAAACUGCCAAAAUCGAGGUACAACAGAACAAAAUUGUGCUUGCUUUGGGCGUCGAGACCGAAUUGCCGUCCACACACAUUCUUGCUUUGGAGCGCACCUCUGAAGAGUACGCGUUCGUUGACUUGGCGCGAAUCCACGGCUCUUCGCAUGUCUUGAUGCUCGCAGGAAACCUUGUCGGAUGUGCUGUUCGCCGUGGCAAUAAUAUCCCCCAUCUUGUUGACUGGGUACAGAACAAAGUCAUUCAUAUCCCUCCCCCUCCAGGCGGCCUCGACAUCCCAAAACGCAGAUCGGUUCCCCAUCUUAUGACGAAAUGGGGAGAAAGACUCGUUCUAAUCAGGACGACGGAGUUAGCCAUAUAUAGGCACCCGCAGAAUGGCCGUCUGAGCUUCGAGUCGCUUCAGAGCACGCCAGAUAUUUGGGAAGUUUGUGUCCGUUCGUGUCCGCCCUCCGCUACGGGAAACGAAUCAACACAAUUGCACCUUCUCGUCAUCUGCCCGACUGGCCUCCAGGAACUUGAACUGAGCAUCGAACUAAAUGAAUCUUCCCCGCCAAACCAUAUUCAUUACCACAUGGUCAGGGCAAUUAACUGGCGCGGAGUUUCGGGAGACCCAUACGAUGCACGUUUCCCUUGGUAUAAACUCACCAUGGGCAGCACAGGUCGAAAAGCCUUGUGGGUGUCUGCCAACGAGUUUCUGAGAACUUCCAGCCAAAACUGCCGAAAAGAUCUUGCAGAUCAGACGCUCCCGUGUGUUCAUGUAGCGACUUUGCCCGUUCCAAGUAGUUCAAUACCGAAAGCGGCUUGCCCGCCUCAAACCCACUCGUGGACUCUGGAUUGGGAAAACGAACCCGCCAUAUGGGCUCUUCCCGUCAUUGCAUUUGAUGAUGCUCUGGGGGUUGUGGCAAUCGGGAAUUGUUUUGGCGAACUUGCGGUAUAUGCCCACGGCGAUGGGCGUCUCGAGAGUCUCUCCGCAAUUCUCCCCCCUCUGAAGGCGCGACAACAAGCCUCCGAGACCAUCCGCAUUUCCAAGUCUCCCCUAACACUCCCUGAAAUUCCCGGCCCUCGGUACAACACACCAUAUGACGAGAUGGAUGCUGUGAUAUCUCGAAGUGGGUGGUGCCCUGAUGCAGUUGCGCGACCGUUGGGCUUACGAACGACAUGGCGCAACUUCAACAUGUACUGUCACCGACAUGAUUUUCGCGGUCUGCCGUGUGACCAUGGCUGGCUUCUUGAGCACGGUUACGGCUUUCCGGGCCGCCUUGCUCUCCAAGGAACAUAUGAAGAUCCAGACACCUUUGUUCUGCGCGCUGGUGAACGGUUUAUCAUGUAUAACGAAUACCUAGACGUCGCCACGGGCACGUGCAGUGCAGGGAGGACACUGCCGGACAACCUACUUGGCGAGCUUCAAGACUGGACAUGUCAAACAGCAUCGACACUGCAAGGCGUCUACGAUCUGUGUCUGCGUCUCGAAAACCCGAUAGGUCAUCGAUGGCGACAGCUGGUGGAACGAGGAGGUCAGAUAGAUUGGCAGGAGAUGGUAGAAACAACAAGGUUCUACAAGUAA